Kluyveromyces lactis is the source of this 894-nucleotide messenger RNA. RefSeq names its product tRNA splicing endonuclease subunit SEN34 (gene SEN34). Lineage: Eukaryota; Fungi; Ascomycota; Saccharomycetes; Saccharomycetales; Saccharomycetaceae. The coding region runs from base 1 to 894 and encodes 297 amino acids. The transcript has a single exon. Gene Ontology annotation, cellular component: tRNA-intron endonuclease complex. Gene Ontology annotation, biological process: tRNA-type intron splice site recognition and cleavage; tRNA splicing, via endonucleolytic cleavage and ligation. The record is from RefSeq and is a predicted model, not a curated record. Gene Ontology annotation, molecular function: tRNA-intron lyase activity; nucleic acid binding.
AUGGAAUACAGAGAGAGUUUUACAAAAGCAAUGAGUGAGAAGGCCAAGAUUUAUUUGGUAGGAUCCAAUUUGGAAGACGGUGAUGGUGAUGAUGCAUCAUCGGUGGUCCCUGUACUGUAUGAUGUCGACGAUAUUGCCAAGAUAAGAGAACAUGGCGUGGCUGGUGUUUUAAUUGGUACCUUGGGAGGUGCUCCGCAGCAGAACGUGUUCCUUGGAGUCCCGCUUCGAUUGAUGAUGGAAGAGGCCUUGUGGCUUGUUGAAGUUGGACAUGCAGUGUUUAGGCAUGUAAUGGGCCAAGACUUGAUAAAGUCUCUAAAGGGUUUAGAUGGCGAAAAGUUACAAAAAUUCAAAGACGACAGAGCAAACGAUGUAGCGCAACAGUUAGAAUGGAAACGGGCUAAUUUCUUGCGGAAAAUGAAGACCCUUCGAGGCGCAAGCGAUGUUGCAGUACCGAGUGACGUAAUUAACGAAAGGGAUGAACAAUUGAUGAAACAGUCUAUCUUCAUCGAGACCAAGGAUACUUCAGCUGUCAUUGAACCAAGCCUCAACGAUCAAACAAUAGAUCAACGAAAGAUAUGCGAACAAAUCUUGAGACAAAACGAGAAAUUGAGGCUAAACUAUAAGGUUUACAAAAAAUUGAGAGAAAUGGGGUAUUUCAUGUCACCAGGAGCCAGGUUCGGCGGACGAUACGUUGCGUACCCGGGGGACCCUCUCCGAUACCAUUCGCACCUUACUGUGCAGGAUGCAAGAAGCAAAGAUGAAGAGAUAGAUUUGUUGAACAUGAUUAACGGUGCACGUUUGGGAACGAGCGUCAAGAAAACGUGGGUACUGCCCGGUAUAAAUGAAAAUGGGGAUGCUGAAUUUUACUCUGUAGAAUGGGCAGGGUUUGGCUGA